AUGGCUGAUCGAGGAUUCACGAUUGAAGAAAGUGUUGGACUACGCCAAGCCAAAUUAGUAAUACCAGCAUUCACAAAGGGAAAGGCACAGCUUAGCCCUUUUGACGUGGAAAAAACCAGGGGUAUUGCUGCUGUCAGAAUCCAUGUUGAAAGGGUUAUAGGAUUACUAAGGAGGAAGUACACUGUUCUACAAGGAAUACUUCCAAUCGACGUGCUUCAAAAGAGUGGAAAAGAUCAAGCUCCAAUGAUUGACAGGAUUAUAUUGUCCCCUUUGAGUGAGAAAGAAGUUAAUCUGCCAAACAUCAAAGCAGCUUGUCAAGCACAUUUCAAGAAAAAUCUCGAGUGCGAUGUCUUAGCUGGAGAGAGGGGACCYUCAUUUACCGAUGUCGGCCAGAUCGAGAACUGGAAGGUAUUACAUKUCCGGUUUAUUGAUAAUGCUAGCCAGYACACUGUCAUUGACAGCGGUCCUUCAAGUACCCCACUUAACGUUAACAAGGAAACUCUGGUGCGUGAACUCAGCGGAAGGGUCAAAACCAAACCAGAAAAUGGAAUCCAACUUUUUGGAACACUUGAAAAUCAUACCAGAAAAAUCGUCCAAAUGAAUUCUUUAGCACGCAAUUUCGCGCAAAACUUAGAUUUGGAAAGGCCUACUCUUGAAUAUGGAGAAACCUUUAAGUAUGUGAAGGUCUAUUUCACUUCACUGGAUGAUGAAUUUGUUACAGUGGAGGACUUUAUUGAUGGAAAUUUCCAAAAGUACAUAAACAACACUGGAGAAAUUUGUCUUAAGGACGAUGAGGACAUAACACUUAAAGCAGAAGCCUUCGUCCACUAUACCUACGUUAGGUCUGAUUUCCAUUUGAUGGUCACUGACAUUCAAGGUGUUGGUUACACUCUCUGUGAUCCCGAAAUAGCCAGUUCAGUCCUUCAAGAUAAGGGCAGCUCAAUUUAUUUUUGCUCAGGAAACCUAUCACAAGAAGCCAUCAACACCUUUUUUAAUGGGCAUAACUGCAACAAAUUUUGCAAUCUUUUAAAGUUGCCAUCGCUUUGCAAAUCAGUUGCAAAGUGA
Messenger RNA from Actinia tenebrosa (Australian red waratah sea anemone), 1065 nucleotides. RefSeq lists its product as uncharacterized. Gene Ontology annotation, biological process: myosin II filament disassembly; protein phosphorylation; response to differentiation-inducing factor 1. NCBI's taxonomy places the organism in Eukaryota, Metazoa, Cnidaria, Anthozoa, Actiniaria, Actiniidae. The record is from RefSeq and is a predicted model, not a curated record. Gene Ontology annotation, molecular function: ATP binding; protein serine/threonine kinase activity.